Molecule: messenger RNA, 1363 nt
Organism: Cydia strobilella
Lineage: Eukaryota; Metazoa; Arthropoda; Insecta; Lepidoptera; Tortricidae
Exons: 5
Coding region: 276-1313 (345 amino acids)
Source: RefSeq, a predicted model, not a curated record
UCACGGUAGUAUACAUAAAUUGCACUAUCUGUAGAGCCCUUCAUUGUCAAUGUCAUUUCACAUUUGAAUUUGACAUUGACGUUUCUUUUAGCAUCGCUUUUGACUCGCCACUCCCGCUCGUGCUUGUUAUUUGUUACGCUUCCUAUUUCUCAAAUAACUAAGUCAAUGAAGUCACAUUAUUAAGUAAACUUAUUUCAUCACCUUUGUACACCGUGUGGUCGCAUUAUCGUGCUCCAACUACACAGAACUAGUGUUUGGAGUCCUACGGUGCUGUAAUGGAGACACGCGUGACUGUGUCUGUGGAACUUGUUCGUGUGAAAGAGGAACCUGUGUGGGGGCAGGAAGAGGACGAGGUGCAGACGCCGGACAUUUUAACGGAAUAUGAUUACGAGAAGCCAGUGUGUAUAAAGGAAGAGCCCUUCUCGGACAAUGAUGGCUCGUGCAGUGAAAGCACAGAACUCUGUGCUGACCGGAAAGUAGAGGAUCAACUUGUGUUGGGACCUGUGGUAUUGCAACAGCGAGAAGUACUUAGUAGUGAAAAGCCAGUGUGUGUGAAAAAAGAAGCCUCAUUGGACGACACAUCGUGUGACGUGAGUGGGUCCGGCCGGCAACGGUCGUGUGGCAAUAGUGGUGCUGACCACCAAGUGACGACUAGCGAGGGUGGUGCUGGCCAGCAAGUGACGACGACUAGCGAGGGUGGUGCUGGCCAGCAAGUGACGACGACUAGCGAGGGUGGUGCUGGUCAGCAAGUGACGACGACUAGCGAGGGUGGUACUGGCCAGCAAGUAACGACGACUAGCGAGGGUGGUGCUGGCCAGCAAAUGACGACGACUAGCGAGGGUGAUGCUGGCCAGCAAGUGACAACUAGCGAGGGUGGUACUGGCCAGCAAGUAACGACGACUAGCGAGGGUGGUGCUGGCCAGCAAGUGACGACGACUAGCGAGGGUGAUGCUGGCCAGCAAGUGACAACUAGCGAGGGUGGUGCUAGCCAGCAAGUGACUCGACUGGUGUUGAAUCCGGUGCUGAUGUUACAGCCGGACAUUUUCUACAUACUCAACGCUUCAAAUCAGGCGCUGCUGAAGCCUCCGGUUCCGCGUCCCCUCAAGCGGCAGCCAGAAAAACCAUUCUCCUGCGACAUGUGCAGCAAAAAGUUCAAAUAUGCCAGCCAUAUGGCUAGACACCAAUCGAUGCACGAAGAUAACAUGUCAGCUAGACUAGUUGAAAAAAGGCCAUUUUUUUGUGUAAUUUUCAGGGAUCGGAAACCGGUAUUUUUUGUAUGGGAACGAAAACGGUAUUUUUUCGUUCUUUGCUAAUUAUUUCAUUUCCAAUUGGGCAAUCUAAUAAUGCGAUGUCGUUACCCAAA